Molecule: messenger RNA, 14501 nt
Organism: Callorhinchus milii (elephant shark)
Lineage: Eukaryota; Metazoa; Chordata; Chondrichthyes; Chimaeriformes; Callorhinchidae
Product: apolipoprotein B-100
Exons: 29
Coding region: 40-14091 (4683 amino acids)
Biological process (GO): cholesterol transport; lipoprotein transport; triglyceride mobilization
Cellular component (GO): very-low-density lipoprotein particle; mature chylomicron; low-density lipoprotein particle
Molecular function (GO): cholesterol transfer activity; low-density lipoprotein particle receptor binding
Source: RefSeq, a predicted model, not a curated record
CUGCACCAGUUCGUGGCAGUAAGGACCAGUAAGCUCAGCAUGGGCUUCAACACAAAGCUCAGCUUCUUGCUGCUCUUGACCAGUUGUGCUUUUGCUCAAGAAAGGGGCAGGAGUUCCAGUGGCGCAAAAGACACUUGUUUAAGAGAGUUGUUUCGUUUCAAAAAUUUUUGGAAGUAUGUAUACAAUUAUGAAACGGAGACCUUAAAUGGAGUGCCUGGAACUGCAGACUCCCGCUCUGGUGUCAAGCUGUCCUGCAAAGUUGAACUGGAAGUUCCUCGGCACUGUGGGCUCAUGAUGCAGGUAAACCAGUGCAAACUGCAGGAGGUACACAGCAUCAAUGCAGAUGGCAAGCCGAUCUUCAAAAAAUCUAAAGAGUCAGAAAACUUCCAGAAAGCCAUGUCCCAAUAUGAGCUGAAAUUCACAACAUCAGGAGAUAAUGGCAUCACUUUGUAUCCACAUCAAGAUGAGCCAACCAACAUUCUCAACAUCAAGAGAGGUAUAAUUUCCACUCUUUUGGUGCCGAUGGAAUCUAGUAGUGACACGGAGACUCUUUUCAUGGAUUCUAUUUACGGCAAAUGUAAAAGUCAUUUUGCAGUCAAUAGCAGAAGAAAGUCAGUAGCUACUAAUGUGGUCAUUGAACGGGACCUUACCGAAUGCAGGAUGUACUAUCCCAAGAGUGUAAAAGGUAGCCCUUUUGCAAUACUUGGAGGAGAGGAAUUUGCAACAUCAUCCCAACUGGGCAGCAGCCAGUCUUGCACGUAUUCCCUGGAUGGAAGUAAGAAGCAUGUAACAGAAGCCGUCUGCAGUGAAAAACACAUUUUUCUGCCUUCCUUUAACCAAAACAAUUACGGACUGAUGUCAACCGUUAAACAGACACUCAAACUGGAAACCUCAUUUCGGAUCAACAACCGAUACUUUAUCGAAGAUAAAGUUAACUUGAAAUACUUGAGGUUGGAGCUUACUGACAGUAAAACAAAGAGUGCAGAUUCUGCCCUGACAACUCUACAGAAACUUGUCAAGCUGGCUGAGACUGCUCAGAAUCAACAACGAGCCAACUUGUUCCAGAAAUUUGUGUUCGAAUUGAGGAGCUUGGAGGAAGAUACACUUUUCAAUGUCUUACCAAAGCUAAUGGAAACAUCCAGCUCAAUUACUGUGCAAGCUCUCCCCCAAUGCGGGACACAAGAAUGUUUUUCGGCAGUCCUCAAGGUAUUUGAAAAUGAAACAGACUCCCCUCUGCUCAUCGAUACAAUUACGUACGCCAUGGGACUCAUGCCUUCACCCUCCAAGCAUAGACUUACGGAGGCCCUCAGCAUUGCAAAGCAUCGGCAAUCACGGGCUACAUUUUAUGGACUGAGUCACACUGCAAGGAAUUUUUACAAACAGCAGCAGACUGUAGGGCCAGAACUAAAGGCUGUAGCGGAUUACAUGAUGUCUUUAAUUGGAACUGACUGCUCUGGUGAGGAAGGCGAGAUCUAUUUGACUCUAAAGGCACUAGGAAAUAUGGGAAAGGCAAUGGAGAACGCAAAUCCCAGAAUUACAUCUACUCUCCUGAAAUGUCUUAAAAACUCUAAAGCUUCCGCACCUGUUCAGCAAGCUGCAAUUCAAGCUUUCAGACAAAUGACUCUCACUGAUGAGGCGCGCAGUGUGCUUCUUGAUGUAUAUCAGGAUGUAACUUCGCCUCUCCUGAAGAGACUGGGAGCUUACUUCAUGGUCAUGAAGAAUCCAUCAACAAGUGACCUUAAAAAAAUCACAAGGAAUCUGCCAAAUGAGAAAAAUGUAGAACUACGAAGUUUUGUGUCCUCACAUUUGAUUCAUAUUCUUCAGUCAGAGGAGCCUACAGUUCAGGAACUAAAAAACAAAGUUGUAAAAAUUAUGAAAGAUCCAAUUGUGGAUGUUCCAGGAUUCUCCAGACAUUACGAAACAUCCAAAAAGAUGGAUCUACUGUCUUUUGCAAAGCCUUUCAUAAGCACAGCGAAAAGUGAUCUCAUUUUUGAACCGUAUACCAAGAUACCAAAAGCAGUCAUGCUGGAAACCACUUUGAAUGCUUUCGGUCGCUCCAUUGACCUUUUUGAGCUUGGUCUUGAUGGCAAAGACUUUGACCCAUCUCUGGAGGCUAUUUUUGGACCAGAAGGAUUUUUCCCCAACAGCGCAAUGAAAACUCUGUAUUGGGUGGAUGGGAAAGUUCCAGAGAAGGUAUCAGAAGUGCUGUUUAAUUGGUUUGGAGUCAGCAGAAACAACAAAGCACCAAAAGAUGGUCUGAUGAAGGAACUCAUGCGCAAUUUUCAGAAAAUGAUGAAGGAGAUUCAGACACAGGCAGGAACACCAGAAGCAAAUGCUUUCUUGAGAAUAUUCGGAAAUGAACUUGGAUAUGUUAAAUUCAGCGAUAUCAAGCAGCUGGGAGGAAUGCUAUCAAGAAGUGCCAAGUACCUGCAGCAACUUCCAGUACAGAUCAAACAGGCUAUAGCAAAAGGGAUAAAUGGUGACCUAUUUGCGCAUUACAUCUUCCUGGAUAGUCAAUUUAACUUUCCGACUGGAGCUGGCUUUCCUCUCAAAUUCUCUUUGUCAGGCACAAUCGCACCAGGCGCCAAAGCAGGCAUAAAAGUUGACAGAAAGCAGGGAGACGUGUUUAUCAAACCAUCAGUUGGAGUGGAAUUUGUGACUCAACUGGGAGUCAAUGUACCUGAUUUUACCAGAAAUGCGAUUCAAAUGAAUUACAACUUAUAUCACGAGUCUGGUUUUGAAGCCAAGAUCAGCAUGAAUAACGGUCAAGUUAAACUCAGCAUCCCAGCACCAAAGGAACCAACCAAGCUCUUGAGUGCGAGCCUUCGACUGUCACUGUUACAUAGUACAAAAAGUGAAGAAAUCCCAUCCAUCAUGGAAGACAGACAAGAAUGGAAAUCCUGCAAACCACUGAUCUCAGGCCUUAACCUAUGCAGUACUGCUAUGUACUACGAUUCUAAUGAUGAAACAUCCAGAUAUUCACUAAUUAGGGCAACGAGGUUUGUGGUUCAGCUUGAACCUACAGGCACUGUAAGUGAGUAUUCUGCAACAGUGACAUAUCAAUCCCCAAGAAGCAAAGAAGACUUAGAACACUCUGUUCAACUUGUUGUUCAGGCAAAAGGUACUGAAGGUACAGAAGCUACACUGGAUGUUACGUACAAUGCAAAUACGCAUGUUGUCACAGGAGACAUUCAGAUUCCCAAAUUUGAUAUGGAAUUUGGUGUGAAAAUGGGAAUUCAAGAUACAUCUGCACCUGAAAAGACCUCAUAUGCUCUCAGCUUUAAUGUCACAAACAAAAAUGUGCCCGACCUGACCCUUGUUGGACAUGUAAGCACUGGAAUGAAAGACGUCAUGCUCCGUGGCCUGUUCUCCAUGCCUCAGCUGGCUGUAGAGGCAAAAACCAGCACUUACUUUCAGUUGAUAGACAAAAUGUUCACUGCUCGGUUUGAUGCAGAUGCCGUUAUGCCUCAUUCCAAGGCAUCACACCAAGUUACUAUCCAAUCAUCUUCUAAAAAGGCUCAAGUGUCAUGGAGUUCAGAAGUGACAUCUGAUAUCCAAAUAAUCCGUGAACAAAUCCCUGAUCUGUCCACCUACCAGGCAAACCUGCAGGAGUAUGCAGAUCAACUCUUGGAUCGCAAAAUGGCUCAAACUGACAUGACAGUAAAACACAUAAUUUCCAAAUUCAUGGUGGCAAUGAAUAGUUGGCUGAAAAGGGCCUCUGAAGACGUUCCUUAUGUUGCCACAUUUCAAAACAAGCUGAAGCAUCUGCAAGAUCUGAACUUUGAGCAAAUGGGAUUAUUUUCUAUUGACCUUCCUGAAAAACUAUUCCUGAAAAGUCAAGGCUCUGCCAAAUUUACAUUUAGCAGAGAAAGAAUAUCCAUCACCAUUCCAAUUCCUUUUGGUGGAAAGGUAACUAAAGAAAUUCGACUGUUACCAAGUUCAUUCCAAACACCAGCAGUGUUUGCUUUGGGAUUCAACAUCCCAUCCAAGCAGUACAAUUUACCAAUAAAUUCCAUUCCAUCCAUUUCUAUUCCUGAAGAGCACACACUCCUCAUUCCUUUAGUUAACAAAUUGGAAUUCUCCACACAUCUGAAUAGCAAUUACUACAAUUGGGAUGGAAGCUUUUUAGGUGAAAAAAUGUCAAAGAAGGGUGUAACCCAGAUUACUGCUAAUAUGAAUAUCAAGGCAGACUCUACACUGGAUCUUCUGGCCUAUCAACUGAAAGGUAAUACAAUUUUAAGCCAAAAUACAAAGCAGAUUACGGCUGUGAACCUUGAUGGAUCAUUUCACCAUAAACUACUUGAAUCUUCAAUACGUCUCAGUGAAACAUUGGAUACAUCAGCUGGAAAGAAAUCUCAGUCAAGUUUUACAUGGGAAGCAUCGAGCAGUGUAGGAGCCAAAGCCUCCUUGUCAUCACAACUUCAACUGGAGACCAAAAAUUCAAAACUUGAAACACAAGGAAAUGUCCGAGGGAUAUUAGCUGUCUCUUCAUAUCAAUCUGCCUGGAAUUAUACCACCACUUCCACACUUGAUACCCAAAACUACGAAGCUGUAGGAAAUUCAGUUUUAGAUUUUAACUCACCCCUACUUCAGGUUAGCAACACAAUUGAUGGUGAAUAUACUAAAGGGGUUUUCUCAAUCAAUUCAAAUACUGGUUGUUCCCAUUUAAAUUUUAAAAAUGUCCUAAGUGCGAAGAUGAGCUCUGAAGAAGCUGAGCUGAAAUGUGAUACUUCAGGCCAGGUUGACAAUGGUAACCUGAUCAGUAACAUAAAAUGGAUGGUCAACAAGAAUGGCUUUAAGACAGAAAACAAACUGAAAGGUGAACUGUUUGAUGCUAACUUGGAAAAUGUAGCUCUGCUAGAAUACGGUAAUAGUCUUCUGAGUCUCUCAUUGGACACAACUGGAAGGUACAAGGCCAUGGAGACAAAGAAUAAAUUGGAUCUCACUGCAUCAAUGCAGCAAAUGGAUGUUCGACAUGAGUGUCUCGCAAGCUAUUCUGACAAACAGUUGCACAACAUCCUGACCGGCACGUUUAAUCUUCGUGGUCUUGAGGUAAAGGCUGACACUAGAUUGAGUGGUGGAGCAAGCCAAGCUGCCAAUAAGGCAACUCUGAAAAUUGACACCAAUGGUCUGACAACUGGUGUGAUCUCCAAUGUACAGAUAAGUCCUUUGAAGCUGAAACAUACUUUCAACGCUGCUGUGGACGGAACAAAAGCAAGCAUGAAGUUAGACGCAACAGGCCAAAUCAGUGAAAAUUCAAUACGUUUGAUAGCAGAGGGAACAGCAGACAACAGAGGAAUAGUUGCCAGUACUACAUAUCAAGGUGAUAUUUUGGACACAAACUCAAACAAUAUUGUCAACUUUAAACUGAAUAAGGAAGAAGGCCUGGUGUUUAAUUCAAAAACCCAGGCAUCAUACGGAGAGAAUAAAUUGAAACAUAAGAAUGAAUUGUCCGUUGCUGGUUGGUCACUCAAAGGCAAAAUCCAAACUGAUAGUUCUCUAAGUUGUGGAAGCAAAUACAAGCACACAUGUGAGGUGGAGAUGAAACCUUUCACAGUUUCAUUUGAUGUAAUAAACAAUUUCAAGUACCGAGAAUUAGAUGUUACCCACAAUGGACAACUAGUGCUGGAACCAUUCAAGAUUAACUUUAAGGGAGACUUGAAAGGAUUACACAAAAGGAAUCAAGUGACACAUACGUAUUCCAUUCAGUAUGCCGAUUGGGUAGCUGCGUUGAGCACAAACACAGUUGGAAAUAUAGAAAGUGAAACCAUGAGACACAAGGUGGAUCUCAAAAUUGCUGGACUUUCCGCAAAAUUCUCCAGCGACUCCAACUGUGAUUCAAAAUCACUUCAAUUUACAAAUCGCAUACGCUCUGCAGUUGUUCCUUUUCUCUUCACCUUUGAAGCUAACACCAAUGGCAGGGGAUUUAUUAACGUUCUGGGAUCCCAUAGUGGAGACCUCAUCAAUAAGUUCCAAAUGAAGGCAGCACCACUAUCCCUCAUAUUGGUUCAUGACUUCAGAGGAACAUCUCAACUUGAUCGGGAAAGUGAAAACCCGGCCACAACACUUCUGGAAAACAAGUUAAAUGUAAUGCUGAAUCCAUCUGAGCAGACAAGCACAUGGGGGCUAAAAAGUCAGUUAAACAGGAAUACUUAUGUACAAAAUAUCAAUGCCUAUAAUAAUCCAGAAACAAUUGGUAUGGACAUUACAGGUCAAGCUAUGGUUGAUCUAGGAAUGCUCAAAUAUCCAGUUGCUAUCCCAUUCUCCUCAAAUAAAUUGUAUUUACUUUCUGCGUUGGGUCUGACAAGUGCCGAUAUAGCUGAACCUAAAGAACUGCAAAUCUCAGGGAGCCUUCAAUACGAUAAAAGUAAAGAGGCCCAUGUUAUUAACAUACCCUUCUUGGAAGAUGUGCCCAUUUAUUUUGAGGAAUUUAAGGGUGUAAUUCUAAGUACACUGGAGUCCAUUCAAAAUUACCUGAAGAAUUUGGACAUUAAUCAGUUUGUUGAGAACUACAAGAAAACCCUAGAGAAAUUUCCAGGCCAAGUGAAUAAUUUCAUUAGGAAAUUGAAAUUAGAACAGAAGAUUAAUGAUGCAAGAGGGAGGAUAUUGAGUUUUGCAGAGGAAUAUAGAAUAACAGAAGAGGAUCUUGAAGUUGCGUUGAAGCAAGCUCAAGUGUUUUACCAAGAUGCAAUUACCCAGCUGCAAACAUACCUGACAGAUCUGAAGGACUUUCUGCAAAAGUAUUACAACAACUACGAAGUACAGAAAGCUAUUGAAAAUCUCAUUAACCAACUCAUGGAAACACUGAGGUCUAUUGAUAAGCGAUAUGAAAUAACCCAAACAUCUAUUCGGACCCUCACUACCCUACAGGAUGCUCUCCAGAGGUUUCAACUCAGUAAAUUACAAGGUGAUGCUGUGGUUUGGCUCCAACACAUAGAUGAAAAACACCAGAUUCAAGUUCAGCUUCAAAACACAUUACAGCAGCUAAAGAUGCAGAUCCAGAGCAUUGAUUUGGAGGAAACAGCAAAUAGAUUGAAACAACAAAUUGCAUCCAUCAAUGCUGAUGAGGUUGUUGAAAAACUGAAGCAACUUUUGAAUACUGACAAGAUAAAUGAACUAAUUGACAAACUCAAAAAGGUGCUUUUGAUGCUGAUGGAGGAUUAUGAAAUUAUGGACAAAAUUAACAGCAUCAAUACCAAGCUGCAGGAGAUAAUUGUUAUGUAUGAAAUUGGCAAACAGGUUCAGAUAUUCUGGGAUAACACUGUGCAAAUCAUUAAGAAAUACAAGUUUAAAGAAACAUUACAAAAGCUAACAAAUAUUCUGAAAAGCAUAGACAUAAAAUCAUACACUGACAGCCUCAUUCAAAAUAUCGAUGAAAGCAUUAAACAAAUAAAAUCAUACAACUAUGAGGAUAUGAUUGAAAAAAUCAAUGAUUUGCUCAGCACACUUAUCACAAAAUUAAAGGAAUUUGACUACAAUGUAUUUGUUGAUGAGGCAAACAAAAGGAUCCGUGACAUGACCAGGACAGUCAAUGAUAAGAUUCAGGAUUUAGAACUACCACAGAAGGUUGAAGCUGUGAAAGACUAUGUACAGGCAUUGCAAUCAACAGUAAGUGAAUACCUGGAAACGCUCAAUCAAAAAAAGCUCAGUGAACUGAUCAAGCAUUUGUCAGAUAUUUUUAGAAGCAUUGGCACAUCACUGCUUGAAGACAUGAUUACUGGAUUUCAGUACGUCCUCGAGGAUCUUGAAGAGAGGUUCAGUAGAAUGAAUAUUCAACAGGAACUGCAAUGGUACUGGCAGCAAGCUGUGCAAUCCUACCAGAGAAUCAAUGGGCACCUCUGUGACUUGUACGAUAACAUCGCAGAACAACUUAGCAUUUGGGCUGAAAGAUAUCAGUUACAAGAUUUGCUGACUCAAUUAUGUAGCUACUUGGAAGAAGGCUUUGUUGUUCCAGAAUUGAAGACCAGCCUAUUCACUGUGCCUCAAUUUGAAGUGAGUCUUCAAGCUAUCAGAAGAGGAGAAUUUAACACGCCAGCAUUCACAGUUCCUUUAACAGACCUGCAAAUACCAUCUUUCCAUGUAAACUUGAAAAAGCUCAAUAGCAUCACCAUUCCUACUCGAUUUACCAUUCCACAGUUCACGAUCUUGAAACUAGUGACUGUCCCUGACAUUACAAUCGAUUUAGAAAAAAUUAAAGAGUAUAUUGUCUCAACAAUUAACAACUUGCGUCAUUUUGAUAUUUCAGUACAAGAAAUCAAUUUACUUCGAGAUAUUCCUUUUCCAGUUAUUUCUUUACCAGAAAUAAAGAUCAGCGAACUGGAUUUCAGUGCACUAAAUAUACCUGAUAUCAGAAUCCCCAAACUGAAUUUGGACAGCUUCAAUCUGAAUGACAUGCAAAUUCCAGACUUCCAACUUCCUCGUAUACCUCACACAGUUGUGCUGCCCGCUUUCGGAAAACUUACUGGAACCUUCAAUAUCUCAUCUCCUGUCUACACCCUGAUGGCCAAAGCUGGCAUUCACAACAGUACAACCAGUCAAAACAGUCCAGUAGCUCUCGCUUUUCUUACUGCAAAAGCCAAAUCUACAGCAGAGAUCUUGUCCUUCAACUUCGAUGCUACAGCCCGCCUGUCAGCACCUGAGCUUCGGCUUCUAAAAUUGAGUGAAAAUAUAAAGCUUGAACACACAACUGUCAGAAUUGACCACAUGGGAACUUUGACCUUCACUGCACCAUCUAUUGAUGGAAAAUCUGAGACAACUGUCAAGAUCGUCAGUGAAGCCUAUAAUGCAGAAGCUAAAAAUGUUUUAUCAAUGAGUGUACGACAAGGACUUUCCACAAACAUGGAGACAACCUAUAACCACAAUUUCAAUGUUCCUCAGGCACAGAUAUCAAGUCAGGUUACAAUGGUUAACAUUGUAAAAGGUUUGGCUCAACAAACAAGUGCAACGGUAUCUGUGACAAAUACAGGUAGUGGAAGAUGGUCUGUAAAGGACUUCUCUGAUGAAGGCACACACAAAAGUGAACUGAAGCUAAACCUAAGAGAAACUGUCGCAGUAGCUACAUUCUCAGGUGACACCAGUACCAAGUAUAUAAAGAUGAAGCAAACUUUCACAUCUGAGGUUAGUUCGUUGUUUCAUGCCAAAUUUGCAUUGAAUGCAGACACAGAUAUUACAGACGUUGGACAUAGCUUUGUGAAUGUAAGUGGAAAAGGAGAACUUGGAGAUUUGAAAAUGGAAGUAACAGCAUUUCACGAUGCUAAUCUUUCUGGCCGAGUGGCAGGUACACUUAGCAAUUCACUUAGCUUCACAGCACAACCAUUUGCAAUUCACACUUCAACAAAGAACAGGGCAAUUCUGAAGGUUUCCUUCCCUUUGACCCUCAUCGGCAAAAUAGAUUUAAUGAAUAACUACGAACUGACUCUUACUUCAAACAAACAACUGUGCACCUGGCAAGUAAACAGUAAGUUCAACCAGUACAGAUAUCAUCACGAACUUUCUGUAGGCAAUGAUGAAGAAAGCAUAACUGCGCAACUUAGACUGAACGGCCAUGCAAAUCUUGAUUUCCUGAUCACACCAAUUUCAAUUCCUGCUGUUACUCUUCCUUAUUCAUCAGUCAAAACUCCUGCAAUUACUGGCUAUUCUUUGUGGGAAGAAGCAGGAUUGAAAUCCCUUCUGAAAACAAUUAGUCAGUCAUAUGACCUUAGUAUGAAAGCUCAGUACAAGAAGAACAAGGAUAUGCACACCUUCAAAGUAGAAAUGGAACCGCUUUACAGGAUGAUUAAUAAUGGUAUUAAAAAAUCUGUGCAAAAUUUUGAACAGAGCAGGGACAAAGCUUUGAAUGUACUGCAAGCAUCGUACAAUAAUGCCAAGGCUAAUUAUUAUGCAUUGGGAAUAGAUUCUGGUGUAAGAAAGCUGCCAAAAAGUCUUCAUAUUCCAGGAUAUACUAUCCCACUGUUGAAUAUUGAUGUCUCCUCAUAUACAGUUGAGCUGCCAGCUUUAGGUUUUGUUACACCUAGAGAGAUAACGACACCUACCUUUACAUUGCCCAUUAUUUCCUUCACUAUGCCAUCAUACAACCUUGUGGUACCAUCUCCUGAUUUGCCACUAUUACAUAUACCUUCCAGUCUGUACAGGCUGUCACUUCCAAAAAUCAAAAUGCCACGUAUUCAAGAUUCCAUCAAAAUCCCUGCUAUGGGCAACUUGACUUAUGAUUUCUCAUUCAAAUCAAGUGUAAUAACACUCAGUGCUUCUGCUGGACUCUUCAACCAAUCAGACAUAGUAGCCCGUUAUGGUGCCUCUUCUUCAUCUGUCUUUACUUCAGAUUUCAAAGCAGAGGGAACAACAAGUCUGACAAAAAAGCGAGGGUUCAAAUUAGCUACAACAAUAUCUGUUAAUCAUGACGCCAUUCAAGGAAAGCAUGACAGCACUGUGAGUUUCACCAAGAGGAACAUGGAAGCUUCAGUUUCCACUGAAGCACAUGUCAAACUUCCUCACAUGACUCUUAAUUUGAAGCAUGAUCUGAGUGGAAACACUAAAUCUAAGCCUAAUGUAAUGUCAAGAGUGUCACUGGAUUAUGACCUUUCACUCUUUUCACCAGACAUCAGUACUCAAGGAGCAGUUACACAUUCUCUCACCAUGGAAGGUCUUACAUCUUACUUCAAUUUGGAAACUACAACAGAUGCUCAGGUUAAGGGAAGUCUUUCUUCCGAAAAGAAAUAUACUGGUGUUGUGCACAAUGAAGCAAAUGCCUACCUCAAUUCAAAUGGUGCUCGUGCCACUGUAAAACUUCUGCUCGGUUCAUUAGCGAAUAGAGGUUAUCAUAAAAUUUGGAACAUUACAAUGAAUGAAUAUUUUGCUGUGGAUGCCUCGAUGAAACGCAUUUAUGCCACCUGGCAGCAUUCUGUCGAUAAUGCAUUGAAAAUAUUUUUGUAUAAUGGGUAUGGCAGUCAAAAAUCAUUAGGAACUCUUGAGCUGGAACCCUGGAGUUUGAAAGGAAACCUGCAAGCUCAGAUGGAACAACUGUCUUACAUAUGGGGUAAGGUAGCUAUGCAACAUGAAUCAACAGCAGUCAUCAAUUCAGAGAUUCAAAAAUUAACUUCAAAAAGUAAAGGAAAUUAUGAUUCAAACACGUUAUUCAGUUUUGAUGUGCAGUUGUCAAACAACGAAGAAGAACUUCGUCUUGACAUGGCUUAUUUCUGGCAAGGAAGUGCAUAUAUACUGAAAUCAAUUACCCUUCCAGUGUAUCAGAAAUCAUUGUACAGUAUACUGAAAAUGGACCAGACUAAUACUGGUGUCCAUAGCCAAUACAUAAAUGUAUCUACGUCAAUCGUAUGCAUAAAGGAUGGAAACUUUCUUAUUCCUCUACUAGUGGAAAUGUUAUCAGAUGGUGUCAAGAUCAAGCUCCCUGAAUUUGUCCUUCAUGUCCCAGAUUGGGUAAAAUCAACACCUGACGUAAUUAAUGGCAUCCUGAUCCAAUAUCUUCAAGAUGUCCCUAGGAUUCCUGAGAUUCCUGAGGAAAUCAAUGUUCCAACAUAUGAAGUUCCAGGAAUGAACAUUGUCAUACCAUCAUAUACAUUCACGUUAUCAGAGGUUAAGCUGCCAACAGUAAUUAUCACCCCCACAUUCAAAGUUCCAUUUACUACACUUCAGAUACCAUCAUAUACCAUUGACCUUACAGUGAUUACUAUUCCAUCCAAGAUCAACACUCUUCCAUUUGAUGUGACUUUGCCAGCUUUACCUACAAUAAGAUUUCCAAAAGUAAGCAUUACUUCCAAGUAUCUUGAAGUUGCUGAGUACAAGAUCCCGUAUUUUGAAGUGACUGUACCUGAAUUCCGAAUCACCAUUUUGCCGUUUUCUCUACCAAAAUCCUUCAGCAUCGAUGAUUAUUAUGUGGAGUUGGACAAAAUUACAAAUUACAUAGCAAACUUUGAUCUGCCAGCAAUAACAAUCUCAGAAAUGACAUUGGAUAUUCCAUCACUUAAGUUCAGUUUGCCUGCAGCAAUUGCUUUGCCGAAAUUUAAGUCUCUGACUGCAAAUGUGAAAGUUAUAUCCCCAAUAUACAACACAACAUGGAUCGCAAGUGUAGCAAAUACACAUAAUGUCUUUGGAGCUGCUUUGAAUGCAACAUGCAGUUCUACAAUGCAGUUCCUGGAGUAUGAUUUGACUGCAACUUUAGAUGUAAAUAGAAAUACCAAAGACAGCUACAGUUUUAUUCGAAAGUACACACUGAAACACCUUGACUUCAAUGUUGACUGGCAGGAGAAUUAUCUAGUUGAAGGUCCAAGAAUGACAUGUAAGGUCAACAUAGAUGUCAACAGCCCAACUUUCACAGAUCUUAAUCUUUCCUGGUUGCAAAACGAUGAUGGACUUUCUACAACAAUUUCCUCUCCAACUGCUGGACUUUUGGGCUUGAUCAUUGAAAUGCAAGGAUCAGAAGUUCUGCACUCAAAGCUUUAUGCCCAAAAAACAUCAUCUCCUACAACAGAUUUAGUUAUUCUGGAUGGCAAAGUUUCACUGGAGAAUCCAAAAAGCAUCCAAGUCCAAGUCAACUGGAGGAACGAUGUUGCUGUAGAUAUGCUACAAGGUCUAAAGGAGAGAGUACCUAAGAUGACAAGAGCUCUAUAUAACUGCGUGAACAAGUAUCACAAUGAUCAUUUUGGAAUGGAGUUAAGUGCUGCCUCCUUGAAGUUGAAGGAAUCAAUCAAUGGAAAUAUCAAUGAAGCAUACAAAAUAGCAGUCAAUCAAAUGAAUGAAGUAGAAAACUAUCUCCAGGUUGAUAUUGAUGGUAUCUCCUUGAAUUACGACCAGAUGAGGGAAACGAUGAGAAAAAUGUUCAAAACAGCAAAAAUAAAUGUAAAAUAUUCAAAUAUUCAAAGAGAUUUGAUCGAUAUCUUUAGAUUUAUAUUCCAACAGUAUUAUCGGAUAUUUGAACGUCAAUUUGAUUCAUUCAUUCAUUUUGCAAAGAUGACCAGAUUUCAACCACCAGGACUUGAUCGCCCAUAUACGGGUCAAGAGCUAUACAACAUGGCCAUGGAUCGGAUGGCACUAUUAGAGGAACUCAUUCAAAAACUUGAUAAAAUUGUGGAAGGAUAUCUUGAAGCUUUGAUAAAAUAUAUUGUUCAGUUGGAAAUUAAAGUACCUUCUACUGACAAAAUCAUCAAAGGCUCAGAAAUCCUAUCAGAAUUAAAAGAAUUUCUAAGAAAAGUUCAGAGAAACAUCCAUGAAACUCUAAGGAAAAUGAACAAAUCUAAUUUUGAAAAAGAUAUGCAAUCAAUAAAAGAAUAUAUGAAGAACUGCUAUGGCAAAAUUGAGUUAAAGUUCAGAGAGUUAGAGAAUGGAGACCCUGAAACCAUUAGAUAUCAAGUGCACAUGAUGUACCUUGAUAUACUUGAUUCACCAUAUGCCGAAAUAUUGCAUUCAGAUAAUGUGAAAGAAUAUGUUUCCAAACUUCUUCAAAUGAGCCAAACCAUUUUGCAAGUUCUUGUGGAAAAGAUUCAGGCAGCAGGCCUCUAUGUGAAGGCAAUACGUGAAGAGCAUCUUGAUAAUUUUCUGUUUGGAUGGACUGCCAAAUUCAUUGAGAUUGAAGAAAAUGUCUUAAAGUCAUUAAAAGAAUUGCUGGACCAUAUUAAAGAAGAGAGUCCAACAAUAAUUGACAAGAUUGUGACAAAUACCAAUAAUCUGAAAAAGGAAACAAGAAGAUUUGUUGAAAUGUCUGCUGACAAGGUUUUCAACUAUCUGAAAGACAUACAAAUAGGUUUUGAAGGCAAAGCGAACAUAAACAUUACUGAAUAUCUUAGAAUGCUGAAAACAAAGCUGACUGAGUUACGCCUUCAAGCUAAAAGGAGCAUAACUGAAUAUAAAAAGACAGCCAAAAUCAAAGUAAGCGAAGCUUAUGACUACUUCACUGAAUCAUAUGGAAUGCUAAAUGACAAAGCACAGAUGGCGAUUGAUAUUCUCAUUAAAACAUACAGUCAAUUCAUGCAAACCAUAUAUAAUUUUGUGGAAUCCAUUUCCAUUAUGAUCUCUGAAACAACUCAGUCUUACUUGGAAGUCCGCCAGGGACAAGUUACACUUAAUCUGCCUCACAAUUUUUAAUGUUAAAUCUUUGAUUUAAUGCCCAUAAUUGAAACAGAUGCAAUGAGUCAGUUAAACACAACCAUUGCCAAUGGACAUCGGGUACAGCAAAGAAAUGAUAAUCUUAUCAAACAUGAAAAAAAUUAUUCUCUAGGAAAACCAGCCCAAAGGACAAUAAACAACAAAAAAUAAAAUUUUAGCUGAAUAUUUAAGUUGUUGUAAUCAAAGUAGCAUGUAGAAUUUGUGUUAUUUUCAUGUAUGAAAAAGAUAAUUACAUGUUAUUUCAGUGCCUUCACAAUGCAAAUAUUUACAGAUUUCUGAAUAAAUUGGCAAGUUCUUCAUGUAUUGCUUUAUUUUCUUCAUGUGAAAGAAAUGUGGCCCUAUUGCAAAUGUUUUAAGUUGUACUCAAAUAAAAAAGAUUUUAAACACUU